UUUAAUAUACCUAUAUUAAACUUUUUCUCCUUUAAUUUCAGACAAGUAAUAGUUAAAAUGUUCCAAACAGCAAAAAAUACAUUAACACAAAAAUAUUCUCAAUUUAUUCAAAACACAACAAAAACAAAAAAAUUAAGAAAAAGGAGUAAUAAAACGAAUAGGCAAAGUCCCAAAACAAUUUUGUUUGAAACAUUUUUUAUUCUUUUCGCAACAAUUAUAGUAAGCGAAUCGGCAACCUUUCAAAGGGUACAUCACUAUAUUGAACGGCGCAGCCAAAAAAUUGAAGGAACAAAUUUAAAUUUGGGGAAAAUUAUUUUUUCUGAAGAAGAAAAUACGGAGGAUGAGGCAGAACAGGAAAAUAAUAAGGAAAGCAUUGAAAUUAUUGAAACUUGCGAUAUUUACGAGAAUGAACAGUUGCAUGGUUAGUUUAUAUGUAGAAUACGGUUGAACCUCAUUAGUGUCGCCUUUUGAGAUUAGAGGGGGUUUGAGUUCCGGAUGUAGUGAGUUCCGGAUAGUGAGUGAGUUCCGGAGUGAGUUCUAUAGUGAGUUCCGGAUAUUGAAUUCCGUGAAGUUGUGAGUACCGGAUGUAUGAGUGAGUUCCGGAUGUGUGUUCCGUGAGUUCCGGAUGUAAUUAAAAAGGAUUGGAAAUUUCUUUUGCCUUUAUGUGG
Meloidogyne enterolobii is the source of this 668-nucleotide messenger RNA. The record is from the annotation of a GenBank genome assembly. NCBI's taxonomy places the organism in Eukaryota, Metazoa, Nematoda, Chromadorea, Rhabditida, Meloidogynidae.